Molecule: messenger RNA, 561 nt
Organism: Nicotiana attenuata
Lineage: Eukaryota; Viridiplantae; Streptophyta; Magnoliopsida; Solanales; Solanaceae
Exons: 2
Coding region: 1-561 (186 amino acids)
Molecular function (GO): nucleic acid binding; zinc ion binding
Source: RefSeq, a predicted model, not a curated record
AUGGAUGUGUCACCAUAUAACACUGAGUUCUGUAAGCUGGCUAUAUAUGCUCCUCACUUAGUGUCUUCCGAAGAAGCUCGAGUUCAGAGGUUUGUUGAUGGAUUGGUUGGUCGUCUAUACGCUGCAGUAGCCCCACAGAUGAAGACUUUAUCCUACUCUGAUGUAGUAGACCUUGCUAGAAAGAUUGAAAACAAGGGACAUGAGGAGCGUGCAGCUAGUGAAUUACGUAAGAAGGCCAAGACAAGAGGGGCUUUCAGUGGCGGUUUUAGUGAAAAUAGAAGAGCAGGAAAUCAGGGACAACAACACAAACAGGCAUCUGAACAUCGUAAUUCUGGGCAGAUAUAUGCCACUACUCCAGUCUGCCAGACCUGUGGUAGAUCACAUUUGGGCCAAUGUCGUGUUCUAACGGGAGAGUGCUUUCGGUGUGGCCAGUUGGGACAUCACUUGAGGGAUUGCCAUCAGCCUUCGAGAAAUUUCAACCAGGCUUCUAUUCAGUUAGCUGCACCGACUCAGACUACUCGUAAUACUUCAGGUGCUACAGGUACAGGAAAUAGAGGUUGA